Molecule: messenger RNA, 396 nt
Organism: Malassezia globosa CBS 7966
Lineage: Eukaryota; Fungi; Basidiomycota; Malasseziomycetes; Malasseziales; Malasseziaceae
Exons: 2
Coding region: 1-396 (131 amino acids)
Biological process (GO): response to oxidative stress; protein repair
Molecular function (GO): peptide-methionine (R)-S-oxide reductase activity
Source: RefSeq, a predicted model, not a curated record
AUGACGCAUCUACCAAAGAAUGAGAGUGAAUGGCGUGCUGUUCUAAGUCCCGAACAAUUCCGUGUCCUUCGCCAAAAAGGCACUGAAAUGGCCGGCACAGGAGCAUACAACAAACAUUACGAGCCAGGCGUGUACGAGUGCGCCGGUUGUCGCGCUCCGCUCUACAAGAGCACGACUAAGUUUAACAGUGGAUGUGGAUGGCCAGCAUUUUUCGACGCCAUUCCAGGUGCCAUCUCGAGGCACGAUGAUUUUUCAUUUGGCAUGAAACGCACCGAAAUUACGUGCAAGAACUGUGGCGGUCAUCUCGGACACGUUUUCUAUGGCGAAGGAUUUCCCACGCCCACAGACGAGCGGCAUUGUGUGAAUUCCAUUUCGUUGUCAUUCAAGGAAGAAUAA